AACGAUGUUGAAUUUCACAACUGGCUACUCAUGAUUAUUUCACUAUUUCAGCAUUCGUUUAUUUUAAGUUUGUGUGUAAGUCGAUGUACCACAGUCUCAAAUCAAUCAAAAAUUUAUUUUUAUAGUGUUAGUUGCUAACCAGGAAGAAGAAUGUGUACCGCUGCAUCCAACAUUCAGUGAUUUUUGUGGAAAUGCCGCUCGAGGAUGAAAUUAUUCCUGAUGAUAAGCAGGGGGCGAAUCGAGGUGAAGGGUUGCAGAAUUUCCUGGAUUCAGCGCAGAAUGCUUUAACGGAAGCAGUUGCCAAAAGUGCCGCGGAGAAGGCCGUGGAUAACAUGUUUUCCUCUGGUCAACACGCAAAUCGAGGAGGUGGACCCCCACAAGAGGGGCUCUAUCCAGAUAUCAAUAGAGACAAUAAUCGACAUCAAGAUCCGUCCAUCAUGGACACUGCUCAAAAUGCAUUCGCUGAUGCAUUUGCCAAACGGGCAGCUGAAAGGUUGGUGGAUGGUAUUUUGCCCUCUAAUAACCCAAGACCGGAAGGCAACUAUGGACCUCCAGCGGAACAUACAAGACCUCAAGGUUCAGAACAUUCUGGAUUUGAUCUUGGAAAAUUGGGAUCUUCACUCCUCGAAUCCUUAACAGACCAAGUGUUGCAUCCAUCUGACAAACAGAAUCCUCAACAGCAACAUUACUCACAACAACAACAACAAAUGCAAGGCCAAGGUAAAGAACAACAAGAACAGCCAGGUUUUGAUCUUGGAAGCAUGGGAUCACAACUAUUGAGUUCUUUAACUGAGCAAGUACUUCAUCCCAACAAGGCACAACCAGAACAAUUACAAACUAGUGCAAGACCAUCCCAAAUAGAAAGUGACAAUCAAUCUGGUUUUGAUUUCAGCAAAGUUGGUUCUGAAUUGCUUGGUUCUUUAGCUCAACAAGUUCUGCAUCCUGCUGAUAAAAAAGUGGCAGAACAACAACAACAACAGUUGCCACCUAGUCAAGAUAGUAACAAACCGGACUUCGAUAUUGGCAAAGUGGGUGCAGAAUUACUCGGUUCUCUAGCUGAACAAGUAUUGCACCCUUCUGAUAAAAAGGAAGAUGUCCAGCCGCAAUAUAGGAAUCAUGAUAAUUUGGAAAAUCAACCAAAGCCUCACUCUUUAGCAGAUACUGCUGGAGACAUAGCAUCUUCUGUUUUGGGGUCAUUAGCUGAAUCAGUAUUGCACAAGAACUCGAAUAAUGAAACACAGCAAUACCAAGGUCCUAAUAAUUACGGACCUUUUCCUCAAGGACCUGGACCUCAAUGGUAUCCACCCCAAGGCUAUAGACCAGGGCCUGAAGGAUACGGGCCAGGGCCCUAUGCAUAUGGACCAGGCCCCCAAGGAUAUUGGCCUGGCCCUCAAGGCUAUGGUCCACCACCCCAGGGUUAUGGCCCUGGUCCCCAAGGUUAUUGGCCACCCCAGGAAGGUUACGGGCCUAAUCCUCAACCUCCUCCUCACCCAAAUCCUAAGAAUGAACAAUCAGCUGAAGAUGUUGGAUCUAUGUUACUGAAUACGGUAGCUAGUGCUGUAAGGCAAAAUCCAGCUCCCAGUCAGGAUCAUCACCAAAGGAAGCAACCCGAAGAAGAUGAAUCAUCAGCUUCUGAAUUAGGCUCGUUUUUAGUCAAUUCACUGGCAUCUAAAAUGUUACAACCUCGUCAUUGAGGAAUCAGAAAUUAAAUUCUUGAUAUUCAAAGCAUAAGCUAUCCCCAAUAUAUUUUAAAGCUAUUUAUUUUUUUACCAUAGUAUUUAAAUGAAAGGUGAUGGAAAAUUCCACCUAUUUCAAUUGUAAAAGCUUUUUACCUUUCACGCAAAAUUGUUGAAUUGUUAUUGAAUAUGUGUAAAGUUUUAAAAAAUAUCUAUUCCAUGGAUUUGGUGAUGAGAGUUCAAAGUCCUCUGAAUUUUUUAACAAUGAUGAAGAAUUGGCUGUGAACGAUAAAACUCUCCAUAGAAUAUCAAAUUAAAUUUUAUCUGUCGUGCCUUUAGAACAAUUGUUAUAAUAUAUAAUUAUAUACAUGGUGCUAUUAUUCAAUAAAAUUUAUUUAUCAAGUGA
Molecule: messenger RNA, 2082 nt
Organism: Harmonia axyridis
Lineage: Eukaryota; Metazoa; Arthropoda; Insecta; Coleoptera; Coccinellidae
Product: protein enabled-like
Exons: 11
Coding region: 192-1694 (500 amino acids)
Source: RefSeq, a predicted model, not a curated record